This is a messenger RNA of Phragmites australis (common reed), 1245 nucleotides long. Its product is annotated as aspartic proteinase nepenthesin-1-like. Gene Ontology annotation, cellular component: extracellular region. The record is from RefSeq and is a predicted model, not a curated record. NCBI's taxonomy places the organism in Eukaryota, Viridiplantae, Streptophyta, Magnoliopsida, Poales, Poaceae. Bases 1 to 1245 code for a protein of 414 amino acids. Gene Ontology annotation, molecular function: aspartic-type endopeptidase activity. The transcript has a single exon. Gene Ontology annotation, biological process: proteolysis.
AUGGCGGCCAAGGUAGCUCUCGUCGCGCUCAUUAUAUCAUUCCUCCUGGCCGCUUCUCCGGCCAACUCCGAACGACGGGGGUUCCGCGCCACCAUGAUCCGGAGGGAAACGGCCAUCAACUUCACGCGUGCCGCGCGGCAAUCUCACGAGCGGCUGUCCAUGCUUGCCGCCCGGCUCGAUACCGCCGCAAGCCGGCAGAGCACGCAGACCCCCCUUCGUGUGGAUGCGGACGGCUUAGGCUACGACAUGGAGUUCUCCAUCGGCACGCCGCCGCUGAAACUGUGGGCCGCUGCCGACACCGGCAGCGACCUCAUCUGGACCAAGUGCGGAACUUGCGCGUCCUGCGCGCCGCAGGGCUCCCCUUCCUACUACCCCGACAAAUCAUCCUCUUUCUCCAAGCUUCCGUGUUCCGACUCUCUCUGCAGUGCUCUGCAGUCUGAGUCGUUCGUGACGUGCAGCGCCGGCGGCACCGAGUGCGACUACCGGUACCUCUACGGCCUUAGUACUAAUUCGCACCAUUACACACAGGGGUACAUGGGGAGCGAGACCUUCACGCUCGGCAGCGACGUCGUGCCGGGCGUGGGCUUCGGCUGCACCACCAUGUCGGAGGGUAACUAUGGCACGGGCUCUGGCCUCGUUGGGCUUGGCCGCGGGCCGCUGUCCCUCGUCUCCCAGCUCGGCGUCGGUGCAUUCUCGUACUGCCUCACCCCUGACGCCAAGGCGAGCCCUCUCCUUUUCGGCUCCCUCGCCACCUUGACAGGCACCGGCGUCCAGUCCACACCGCUGCUUAUUGGGAUCGACACCUUCUACGUCGUGAACCUGCAGAGCAUCUCGAUCGGUGCGGCGACGACGGCCGGCACUGGAAAUAACGGCAUAGUGUUCGACUCCGGAACGACAUUGACGUUCCUUGCGGACCCGGCCUACUCGGCGGCGAAGACGGCAAUCCUGUCCCAGACGGCACUACCCCGGGUGGCUAACAGGGGCGGAUACGAGGCGUGCUUCCAGUUCUCCAACGGGAGCUCCAUGACUCUACCGCCGAUGGUGCUGAACUUCGACGGGGCCGACAUGAACUUGCCGACGGAGAACUUCUUCCAGGAGGUGGAGCACGGCGUGUUGUGCUGGAUCGUGCAGAAGUCCAGCAGCAUGUCCAUCAUCGGCAACAUCAUGCAGAUGAACUACCACAUACGGUACGACGUCGAGAAUUCGGUGCUUUCGUUCCAGCCGGCCAACUGCGACAGCCUCUGA